AAUUGCUAAUGCCGCUUUUGAGCUGAACGGCCAGCGCUACCAGCUGACGGCCAACUCGGGCGCUCUCAGCCUGCACAGUGGACCGCAAGGCUUCGACAAGCGCAAGUGGAGCCUGGUCGGCGAGGAGGGGCAGUCGAUUACGCUGGAGUACCGGGCGGCGGACGGCGAGUCGGGCUACCCGGGGGCGCUUCGGGUGCGCAUUCACUUCACCGUCACCGAUGAGGGCGAGCUGAAGUUGCAGUACUCGGCUGCCCUUGAAGAGGGUUCUUCUGGCGUUAGCACUGUGGUCAACCUCACCAACCACAGUUACUUCAACUUGAACGGCGUCAGCAGCGGCGGAGAGGCGAGCAGCAUUCUCAAGCACAAGGUGCUGAUGGCCGCCGCCAACUUCUUCAUUGAGGUCGAUGACAGCCUGGUGCCCACCGGAAAGCUGGCCCCGGUGGCCGGGACGCUGCUCGACUUUACCGGGCAGGCGAGGACCGUCGAGGAGCGGGUUCAUCAGGUCAAACCCGCCGGCUACGACCACUGCUUCGUUCUCGAAGCGGACCCCGCCAAGUGGGCCAUUGCUCCGGCGGAGCUAAAGCAGGCGGCGCUGGUCGUCUGGUCCCCGCUGAGCGGCAUCAAACUGGAGAUGGCCACCACUGAGCCCGGUUUCCAGUUCUACACCGGCUCGAAGAUUAUGGAGGGCCACCGGCAGAAGGCAAGCCAGGGCAAGGGCCUGGAGCCCAUUAUUGGGCCCUACUCGGGCUUCUGCGCCGAGGCGUCGCGCUUUCCUGACGCGCCCAACCAGUGGCCCGCGCAGGUGGUGCUCGCACCGGGGCAGCAGUACGCGCAGACCACCGUCUACAAGUUUGGCCUCGCCAGUGAGCUCUAA
Molecule: messenger RNA, 874 nt
Organism: Rhagoletis zephyria (snowberry fruit fly)
Lineage: Eukaryota; Metazoa; Arthropoda; Insecta; Diptera; Tephritidae
Source: RefSeq, a predicted model, not a curated record